AUGCGCGGAAUUCUCGAGGCGGUGUUCGCCCUGCAGAGAGGGAAGCUUAAGGGGAUCAAGAAGGAAUUUCGUUUCUUCCCCGAGCUAUCGACUGUCGAUCCCCGAGCUUCUGUCCGCCAAAUGUGGGCCUCUGGGGCGGCUGUCAAGUACAAGCACUCGAUACUUGCAAAGAUAAGCUUACAAGUUUACAUGGGAGCUCUUGACCAACUAUCUUCCACUAUACUGGUGAAAAUGGUUGUAGAACUUUCUAAUCAAUUCGAUGAAUGUCUGUCCAGGUGUGGAAUGUACUAG
Molecule: messenger RNA, 291 nt
Organism: Penicillium chermesinum
Lineage: Eukaryota; Fungi; Ascomycota; Eurotiomycetes; Eurotiales; Aspergillaceae
Exons: 1
Coding region: 1-291 (96 amino acids)
Source: RefSeq, a predicted model, not a curated record